CUGUAGCUUCGAAGCCGUGUUUGUCAUUUGGAUUUCUGAACUAUUUAAUAUGGAUUUAUAUAUAUCAAUAUUACUAUUAUAUAUUUGUGCUAUUAUACAUAUUCAGAUAUCAAAUGCAAAUGAAGAAGUUAAUGAAUUCUUCAAAAGUGGUCACACCAAUAAUUGGGCAGUGUUAGUCUGUACAUCUAGAUUCUGGUUUAAUUAUCGUCAUGUAGCAAAUGUAUUGUCUAUAUAUCGAAGUGUCAAAAGAUUGGGAAUUCCUGAUAGUCAAAUUAUACUUAUGUUAGCAGAUGAUAUGGCUUGCAAUACUAGAAAUCCACGUCCAGCUACUAUCUAUAAUAAUGCUCAUCAUCAUAUAAAUGUUUAUGGAGAUGAUGUUGAAGUAGAUUAUAGAGGAUAUGAGGUAACAGUUGAAAAUUUUAUCAGAUUACUGACAGGACGUUUAUCACCAAGUACACCACGUUCUAAAAGAUUACUUUCAGAUGAACAUAGUAAUAUUUUGAUAUAUAUGACUGGACAUGGUGGUAAUGGAUUUUUAAAGUUUCAAGACUCAGAAGAAAUAACAAACGUUGAAUUAGCUGAUGCAUUUGAACAAAUGUGGCAGAAACGAAGAUAUCAUGAGAUAUUUUUCAUGGUUGAUACUUGUCAAGCUGAAUCAAUGUACCAGCGUUUCUAUUCACCUAAUAUCUUGGCAGUAGCCAGCAGUCGUGUUGGUGAGGAUUCAUUAUCUCAUCAUGGUGAUCAGACUAUAGGAGUGUAUGUCAUUGAUAGGUAUACAUAUUAUGCUUUGGAUUUCUUAGAAAAGGUUCAGCCUGAAGGAGAAAAGACCAUAGAACAAUUCUUACAAGUUUGUCCAAAACGUGUUUGCAUUUCAACUGUGACAUCACGUACAGAUCUUUUCAAACGAAGUCCCGAUAAAGUUCCUCUGACUGAUUUUUUUGGUAGUGUACGUAAAGUUGAGUUAACUCGUUCAACUCUUUCAUUACCUCCACUAAUAGCAAAAAACCUAACUAUUGAAAAGUCUCCAAAAAAGUUAUAUCAACAUAAUUAUAAAUAUGUACCUCAGUUUCCUGUUUAA
This is a messenger RNA of Centruroides sculpturatus (bark scorpion), 1078 nucleotides long. RefSeq names its product GPI-anchor transamidase-like. The record is from RefSeq and is a predicted model, not a curated record. Gene Ontology annotation, biological process: proteolysis; protein localization to cell surface; attachment of GPI anchor to protein. Gene Ontology annotation, cellular component: GPI-anchor transamidase complex. The transcript is spliced from 9 exons. Gene Ontology annotation, molecular function: GPI-anchor transamidase activity. Lineage: Eukaryota; Metazoa; Arthropoda; Arachnida; Scorpiones; Buthidae. Bases 50 to 1078 code for a protein of 342 amino acids.